AUCUAAUGGGCUUCAGAUGCCCCACGGUUGUCCUCUCUUUAUCGAAACAAGUUGACUCGAUCACUAUCCCGAAAACACUCCUCUUUUGCUAGUGUCAAACCUGCUUUAAAGGGUAUUAUGGUCAAAUAAAGGUCGAGUUGCACUUUCUAUCUAUCUAUAUCUAUCUGUCGAUGCCCAUGGAUCCACCGGGAAGUUACUUCUGGUGAGUGGGGAGUCGAGGCUUGUGAUUGAGGGAAAGAUAAAGAGAAAGAUGAAGUUACUAGAAUUUCCUUGCUGCCGUCGUACUUGCCCUCCGGAGGAGGAGGAGAAGCUAACGCCGGCGGCGAAGAGGGCCUCGCUCGACAAGCGACGUCGGAGGGAGCGUCGCGGAUUAGCAUCGCUUUGGCGACCGUCGCUGAUGGCGAUAUCGGAGAACGUGACCUCGGCGGCGACGGCCAAAGGCGCUGGAGGAUGGAAGGGGAAGGGGAAGGCGAAGGCGAAGACGAAGGUGAAACCGGUGGCGUUUCGCGCCGCCGAUUGCGAAGAUCACCGGCUCCGUGAAGUUGUGCCAGCCUUCGCGCCGACGGCCUUCUUAUUCUAAACUGGGAUCGACAAAGAUCGAGGAGAUUUUUAACUGUGUGUAUGGACCGUGUGAUGUUAGUGUUGGCAUUUAUAAUGAUUAUUUUCUCAAACUACUGUUAAAAUUAUAAAUUUGUAUAUAUAUUUUAACAAAAUAAUUAUUCAAGUAACAGAGUUUGUUAGUAUUUUAACC
Molecule: messenger RNA, 751 nt
Organism: Zingiber officinale
Lineage: Eukaryota; Viridiplantae; Streptophyta; Magnoliopsida; Zingiberales; Zingiberaceae
Exons: 2
Coding region: 251-580 (109 amino acids)
Source: RefSeq, a predicted model, not a curated record